Messenger RNA from Dama dama (fallow deer), 602 nucleotides. It is a transcript of the gene SF3B5, whose product is annotated as splicing factor 3b subunit 5. Gene Ontology annotation, biological process: mRNA splicing, via spliceosome. Bases 106 to 366 code for a protein of 86 amino acids. The record is from RefSeq and is a predicted model, not a curated record. The transcript is spliced from 2 exons. NCBI's taxonomy places the organism in Eukaryota, Metazoa, Chordata, Mammalia, Artiodactyla, Cervidae. Gene Ontology annotation, cellular component: U2 snRNP; precatalytic spliceosome.
CUGCGACCGCGUGGGUUCGGAAGUUCCGCAGUCCCGCUUGAAGUCCCAGAGCGCCUUCCUGUAGUCGGCUGCCUCUCACCUGGGCGCAAAGGGAGAAGCGGUGAGAUGACUGACCGCUACACCAUUCACAGCCAGCUAGAGCAUCUGCAGUCCAAGUACAUCGGCACCGGCCACGCGGACACCACGAAGUGGGAAUGGCUGGUGAACCAGCACCGCGACUCCUACUGCUCCUACAUGGGCCACUUCGAUCUUCUCAACUACUUCGCCAUUGCCGAGAAUGAGAGCAAAGCGCGAGUCCGCUUCAACUUGAUGGAGAAGAUGCUGCAGCCUUGCGGCCCGCCAGCUGACAAGCCGGAGGAGAACUGAGUCCCCGCGGUAUCACCGCUGUACAGGUGCUUACCCAGGGCGUCCCGCAUGACCUGCCUUCCUGUGGACCGUUUUCCUGUGGAACACAGCGUUGGGAGACCGUCAGGACCCCUGAGAACUGUGACUGGACCGUGGAGCAAACUUUAGAGAAGACGGCACUGGAGUGAGACGGGAUUUAGAGGCUCGUUUUCGGCUAGUUGAUUGUUGCUUUUUACAUAAAGUUUAGAAAUGUUUCA